CUGGGAUGCGGGGCAGCAGCAGAAGGUGCUGGGGCUGGAGCUGGGAGUGUGUGCGGAGUCAGGUCCGCUGUGUUCGAAAGCUUCUUGCUGUCUUCUAAAGUUAUGUAAUGCAGGGGCUGGGACUUUAAAGCUUGCAGGAUGAAUUUCUUUUACAUUUCGGUCUUAAAUUUAUUUUAAGUAAUCUUCUUUUGGGGUGGUCUUAUUGAAGUAGGUCCCACAUCUCACCAGUAUUUAACUAAGAGUACGUGAAAUGGUGACUUGCUGUGUGAGCAUCACCUCGUCGAUCUCUCGGUUAGCUUCCUUCCCUCGUAUUUACUUGCUGCCUGACUCACAGGACGCCAGGAGCCUUGGACUUGUUGUGGUGCAUUAUUCCCUGGGUGUGUCCUAAUGGUUGUCUGCAGUAGAGGAGACCUGAUGAAAUCGGAGCCGGAAUCUGGGACCUGCCUCCUUCAGCUGCAGUCGGGCUCAGUGUGUGGUAACUGUCACCUUCUGGCCAUCCCAAUAAUGAAAACCGAAGCUAAGGGUGGAGAAGAGGAAAGCCUGCAGACAGCUUUCAAAAAGCUGAGGGUUGACACCACUGGAUCUCCUGCUUCUCUCUCUGUGGGUGAAGGGACAAGUCCCACAGCACAAGGUAGAGCAGUGGCAGAUGAAAGCAAACCUAAGCAUGUGUGUGCUCCUAAGGAACCCUGGCAUGGGUUUAUGAAGAAGCCUUCAAGAGGAGCUGUGAGAACCCAGCGGCGCAGGCGUUCCAAGUCUCCAGUUCUCCAUCCUCCAAAGUUUAUCCAUUGCAGCACAAAGUCACUUCCUACCUGCAGCCAGGUGGUGCACAAGAGCCAGCCUGGUGCCCAGGAGGACAGCACUGGCUUUGGGAUGCCAGUGCCAGAGGAAGCUCCUACACAAUGUGGCGUUGCUGGCAAUGCCCGCCUGAAGGCAGCUGAUGUCGAGGCUUCAGGAGUUUCUGUCAGACAGUUGGCAUCAGAGGCCAGGCAGGAGGAGACUGCAGCAGCCCUGUCUCUGGUGUCCAAAGCAGGCCUGCAGCCUGCAGGGCUUUCUGACUUCCAGUCUGUGUCCAGGCUGGGCAGGGAGGAGCCGUGUGUGUGUGCAGAUGCGGCCUGCCGGUGGAGGCGGUGGCAGGAGAUGGAGGUGUACGAGUUCUCGGGCCUGCAGAGCAACCUGCCACUGCCACCCCUGCCACUGCCCCCCGGGAGGACAGCACUGCCUGAGGACUGCUCCCAGCCCGUGCCAUCCAGAACUCACUCAAGUUCCCCACGCUCUUGCUCUGAGCAAGCCAGGGCCUUUGUGGAUGAUGUGACGAUUGAAGACCUGUCUGGGUACAUGGAAUACUACCUGUACAUCCCCAAGAAGAUGUCCCACAUGGCAGAGAUGAUGUACACCUGACAGCACUGGCGCCAGCAGGGUGAUGGCUUCAGGCUGCCCCCUGCCAUGCUUGUGGAAGGUGCAGCCCCCUGCUGGCUCACUGCUGAUGUUCAUUAUUUAAGCUGGACAAAGCUUAGCCUGAGCUUGAUAGUUUGAGCUUGGAAUAGAUAAUGAAGUAAAGAAGCAAAUGUGUUCAGAGUGAGCCUGCUUCUGCCUAAGUCACCUAAUGCUGAGAAGUCCUGCUUGGUUUCCAGAGUCCUCCCCAGUUCAGUUUGUGGGCAGAGGAAAGUCUGUAGGUGGCCUGCUGACUGUUGUGAGAAGUCUGGCACUAGUUGGGCUCUUUGAUCUCAGGUUUUUAGCACCAAAAAAAGGUUAGCUGUAGAUGUGGAAGGCUGUAACCAAUUAACCUGUAUUCAGCUUUAGUGGCUCCUUGCUUUCACAGCAAGGAGCUUCACCAGAGAUACUGGCUUGCAGUGAAGCUCUUGGAUGCAGUCAUCACCAAUGUCAUUGUAAACUUCUCCUUUGUUCUGGACUGAAUUUCUUCUCAAAACAGAGCCAGAGUUUGUAUUUCUUUCCUGUCCAGGACCUUGGUGCCAUCUCUGCUGUUUAUAAUUUCAAGAGACUUCCCUGGUUGAACUUCCAAGUUUUUAAACCUCUGUGGCAGCAAAGAACUUUAAUUUCACCUUCCAGAUGGAGCUUUUUCUCUGAACUCUCUCUUUCUCUGUUUUUGCAUUUUUUUAACCUGAUUUGCUCUUUCCAAGGCUUGCUGAUUCUCAUGGUGUGAGCUCAGGCAGUCUGCUUUAGGGGACUCGUGGCUCUAGUUUUAUUUCCUAAAGGAAUGGCUAUCUCCUGCCCUCUUCUCAGUGCUGUUACCACUAGCACUAGUUCAGGAAGCAGAGAUCCCUUUCCUUGGGCUGGAGACAUUGUUAUUUCCUUGUGCCUGAGGAGAUUUUUCUGUCUGGUUAGCUGAGCCUCCUCCUGCCCUGCCGUUGCUGAUGCCGGUGGGUCAGACGCUGUUAGGCUAAUAUGUUUGCUUGCAAGCUGCCCAAUGAAAUAAGGCUUGGAUGUCAAAGCAAGACUGUUUCAGGAGGUUAUUCUGAUCUCUCUGGUGGUGGUUAGUGGAAAAUGUAAGGCAAGUGGAACUUGCUAAGUGUCCAACAGACUUUAGACUUAUCUGCAGCAAGGAAAAUGCUCUGCUGGGGAAAUGACUUCUCCAGUGAACCAAGGGAAAGGUGAGGGACUCUGGGGGGGUUAUGAAGCUCUAAAACAUUUGCUCACUUCAGUGAUCUUAAUUCAUGCAUUCUAGGAGUUUGUGGAGACCUUGGCAUGUCCCUUCCAUCCCAAACCAUUCUAGGAAGUAUGAUCUUUCAAGUAUUAAGAGCUGUAGACUUGAAGGGAUAGGAGUCCACAGCAGGGAAAUCUUGGGCACUGUCUUGCUUCUCCUGGGCAGUCUUUUCACCACAGCAUUGUCACUUUAGAUUCCUUCCCCAGGUCCAGAGUACUGCUGGAGCCUGCAGUCUUCCUGAAAUCGGCUUCAGCAGCAACCAGCUGGGCUAUGCUUGGUGUGCAUCAGCACCUGCCUGUUCCACCUGUGUGCAGAGCAAAGAAGCAUCCCACUGCAGAAUCUGAUCUGCUGAGGGAGAGACUGGUGCUGAAGUUUGUCUUUUUUUGCAGUACUUGAACUUUUCUGACCUGUAACAUCUGGAGGAGACAUGGAGACAUUUCCCCGUGAAAUCAUUUGGUGUUGCUCUUUGAGGGCUUUUUGUCACUUCUGUGGCAGUUACCUUGUCUGUGAACUAAGUGGCUGUGUAAAUUCACCUGGUUGCCAGCCCUGAAGUGUCCUCUCCCUCUUGCAGAGUAUGUGGGUGCCACAUCUGCCUUCAUUUCCCUGCUUUUACUGAGCUGAAUUUCUGCAUUCUGAACCCCAGGCAGUUGUUUGGUGACUCUGCAGCUCAGUAUUGCAGUGGAAAGUGCAGAAUGCUCUUACUACUCCUUUCUGCUGCAGUGCUUGCAGGCAGCAGCCACCCGAGCUUCGUAGGGCUGGGAAUGCCUUCGGGACCAUGCUGCUUUGCACCAGCCCUGCGCUGGCCACCACGGAGCCCUGGCGUAGGGUUGCAGUGUUGGGCGCUGAGUACUGCAGAUCCAGGAGGUAGUGUGAAAGAAAACGGUGAGCUGUGCAGCCCGGGAGAGGAAAGCAGUGCUGGGCCGCUAGAGGUCAGCCCCUGGCCGGCUGCGGGCUGGCUGCCUGCAGCUCUGCCUGCUCGGCAGUCCUGGAGCUGUCCCCUCUGCCAGAGUGAAUCAGGGCAUGAGUAGGCAUGCGGUGCUGUGCUGUCUGAAGCUCGAUUGUGUGGCAGUGCUAGGUAGUGGUCAACAAAAUCUCUUCAGAAGCCACCAUCUGCACAAGGCCCUGGUCUGUGAGCAGGGCACUGCCAGCCUGCGCUGUGCGGGCUGGAGGAGCUUCUGGGUGAAUCAUUGUGUGCUCCUGCACUGGGCGUCCUCAGGGCCCUCAGCACCUUGAGGCUGGUGAGUACUGGAUCACUGAAAUAAAAGGCUCUGGGUAGCUGCAGCUGCUGCCUUCACUCUUUCCCUUCUGACACUGCAAGGUGUGUUAAGAUGUUUUGGUCUGCCCAGAGCCACAAAACAAAUACCUCUGGUCUUACCUUGAGGAAAAUGUGAAUGUCCAGGCCUUAGUCAUGCAGCAUGAGCCUCAAAAGUGUGCCUGAGUAGUCUGAAAUGUUAGCUUUAAGAACAACCCAGUGCAAGGAGAAAGCUGACUUCUUUGUCAAUAACAAAAUUAAAAGCUGCCUGGUUCUGCAGAGCAGCAAUUCUGAGCCUUGCUGGAGCCCCUCACCAAAGUGCCUGCUCCUGCCUGUGGCUGCAUAAUUACCAAAGGUCUUGCUUCUAGCUUCACCACAGUGAUUGGUCCUUCCCCUUGGUACCUGUGGGCUGCUUGUGCUUGGUAAGCUGCGUAUCCACACGUCCUUGUCUGGCAGGUCUAUGGGGUUUUCUAUGCUGCUUCAUCCUAGAAACACCAAGGGGAGGUUGUCCAAGUUGUAGGCUGUUGGAACUCGCUGUUGUCUGUGACAGCUUUGCCCCAGAGCUUGACCUGGGGAGCUCAGGCUGCAUGGCCUCACCCCACAGCUCCUGCAGCUUCUCAGCAGAAGGUCAUCUCUUUGUGGUCUUGCUGUGGCAGUGUCUUUAGGAGAUGGAACAGGUGUGGCUAGAAUAAAGGAGGGCUUGAGUCAGCGU
Molecule: messenger RNA, 4626 nt
Organism: Pogoniulus pusillus (Red-fronted tinkerbird)
Lineage: Eukaryota; Metazoa; Chordata; Aves; Piciformes; Lybiidae
Gene: OSER1
Product: oxidative stress responsive serine rich 1
Exons: 4
Coding region: 388-1398 (336 amino acids)
Biological process (GO): cellular response to hydrogen peroxide
Source: RefSeq, a predicted model, not a curated record